AUGGAUCCCUUCAACAUUACUGUUGGCGCUCUUGGCAUUACAGGGUUUGCUCUAUCCAGCAUCGACAGCCUUCGUGAUCUGAUUGGUAGCCUCGCUGAUGCCGAAGAAGUAGUCCAAGAUAUCGCUUCAACCUUGGAGGCCAUCCAGCGCCCUCUUACCACCCUAGAACAACUCACAAUUUCUGACCAUGCGAUAUAUGCCGAAGCCAAAUCAGAUCUAGAAAAUACUGGCGUCGUGGAGGCUGUGAAUAGAUGCGGCCAGGCGUGUGCCGACUUCACACGAAGACUUCAGCAAUGGAUAAAACAUUCUAACAAUUCCAAGCUUUCUCUCCGAGAUCGCCUUUCCGUUGGCCUAUGGAAUAGGGAAAAGAUCCGUACAUUUAGAACACAAAUCCAAUCUUGCCAGGCCAUCGUUCAGUUUGCCAUUGAAAGUACCCAACUACUUGUUCAGCUUCGCUCAGAGCAUACUUCGAAGAUCGAUCGCGAUAAAUUAGACACCCGAUUGCAGAACCUAGAGAAAGCAAUACAGGAACAUAUUACCCUCAUAUGCAGGCAGCAUAAAGAUGCCUUGGAGCGCCAGGAAGAACUUCAAGAGGAACCAGAGGACGAGGAUGUUAAUGGUGCGCAACGAACUCUGGCAAUAAGAGAAGUUGAAGAGCAGUCACGUCUUCUAGAGAGUGAUCAAACUGCGUCAGAAGUUAUAUCAUCGCAAUUGCGCGCCAUGAUCCAAGGUCAGCACGGCGGCAACACAUAUAGCGCAGCGUUUUCAGGUGGACACAAUAGUGGCAUGCAGUUCGGCUACAGCACGGGUCCCAUCAAUUGGAGUUUAAAUAGCAAAUAUAACUACCUUACUGGCAAGUCACUGUUUUCUCUACUAUAUGGCCACUAUAGAGCCGUGCUGAUGGCAUACAUGUUGCGCAGAGCUUCCGGAGACUCCAACUGGCCCAUCCCUAUCAAUCCCAUUCAGCCGCAACCCGGAUUUUAUAGACCGACCGCGCUGGUAGGUUUGGGUGGUGUCGGGAAAUCACAGCUUGCCAUUGAGUACGCAUAUCUGACCCACGAGCGAUCUCCGGAAACAUGGAUUUUCUGGGUUCAUGCCAGUAACGCCGCCCGGUUUGAGCAGAGCUAUCGAGAGAUUGCGGAUACCGUCAAGCUCUUUGGGCGGCAGAACCCCAAGGCCAACAUCUUCAAGCUUGUAUACGACUGGCUGCGAGAUAGCAAGAAUGAAAAGUGGAUUCUGAUACUUGACAAUUUCGAUGAUGCUCAUUUUCUUCUUGAUCGCGACCGUGGUAUGCAGGAUCAGGUUACUCAUGAAAAUAGCAGUGCUGGUUGGCUGCUGCGAGAAUAUCUUCCACAGAGCCCGAAUGGGUCCAUUUUAAUAACAUCACGAAGCAGGGAAGCUGCAUUGAAGCUAGUAGAUCAGCGCGAUAUUAUCGCAGUCGAACCAAUGGACGAGGCGCACGCACUCGCACUAUUGAAGAAGAAGUUGGGAGACGUGGGCAAUACUCAGGACAUUAUUGAGCUUGCAGCAGCACUGGAGUUUAUCCCGCUUGCGAUGGUCCAAGCCGUGGCAUAUAUUUCCGACCCAGAUCGGGGUUGUUCGAUACGACAGUACCUUGAUAAUUUCCAAAAAAGCGAUCGCAAGAAGAUCCGUUUAUUAGACUACGAAGAGGACCAGUCUCGUCGAGAUUGGGAGGCUGAGAACUCGGUCCUCAAGACAUGGCAGUUGUCGUUUGACAGCAUACGCCAAAGCCGACGAUCAGCAGCUGAUUUACUAUACCUGAUGAGUUUCUUUGACGGUCAAGGAAUACCCGAGGCUGUCCUUCGAGACCACCACAGACAGGGGAAUACGGAGCUGAUUAAGGGCGAUGAUGCGGAUGAUAGUGAAGCACAGUCUAGCAUGACGGAUGAGUUCAACGAUGAUAUCCUCAUACUGCGCAGGUACGCCUUGAUCUCGAUUAAUGUGGACCGAACGACCUUCAACAUGCACAGCCUGGUGCAGCUAGCAACACGGAGAUGGCUAGAAGUGAAUGGCGAGCUAGAGAAGUGGAAGCAGCAGUAUAUCCAGAAUCUGAGUGCGGUAUUUCCCACGGGAGAGUAUGAAAAUUGGGCACAGUGCCGAGUACUUUUCCCACAUGCAAAGUCUGCAGCAAAACAGCGGCCAGAGGGGCGAGACUCAUUGGUAGAGUGGGCUUCUGUGCUGUAUAAGGCAGCAUGGUAUGACUUAAGGAAAGGAAAUGGGGCUGAGGGGGAGAAAAUGUCAAACCAGGCGAUGAAGGCUCGGAAGAUGGUCCUGGGUCUGGAACAUGAAGAAACACUGAACAGUAUUGAGAUGAUAGCGUUAAUAUACUUGCUGCAGGGUCGAUGGAAAGAGGCCGAAGAGCUGUUUGUUCAAGUGACGGAGACAAGAAAGAGAGUGCUGGGUGCAGAGCACCCUGGUACGCUGGCUAGCCUGGCUAAUCUAGCGUCGACAUACAGGAGUCAAGGCCGAUGGGAGGAGGCCGAAGAGCUAUCUGUUCAAGUAACGGAGAGAAGAAAGAGAGUGCUAGCGUCGACAUACACGAGUCAAGGCCGAUGGGAGGAGGCCGAAGAGCUGUCUGUUCAAGUAACGGAGACAAGAAAGAGAGUGCUGGGUGCAGAGCACCCUGAUACGCUGGCUAGCCUGGCUAACCUAGCGUCAACAUACAUGGGUCAAGGCCGAUGGGAGGAGGCCGAGGAGCUCAAUAUACAUGUAAUAGAAACAAGAAAGAGGGUGCUGGGUACAGAGCAUCCUGAUACGCUGGCUAGCCUAGCCAACCUAGCGUCAACACACAUGGGUCAAGGCCGAUGGAAAGAGGCCGAAGAGCUUAAUGUACGCGUAAUGGAGACAAGAGAGAGGGUGCUAGGUACAGAGCAUCCUGAUACGCUGGCUAGCCUGGCUAACCUAGCGUCAACACAUAUGGGUCAAGGCCGAUGGAAAGAGGCCGAAGAGCUCAAUGUACGCGUAAUGGGGACAAGRGAGAGGGUGCUAGGUACAGAGCAUCCUGAUACGCUGGCUAGCCUGGCUAACCUAGCGUCAACAUACAUGGGUCAAGGCCGAUGGAAAGAGGCUGAGGAGCUCAAUGUACAUGUAAUGGAGACAAGAAAGAGGGUGCUGGGUACAGAGCACCCCGAUACUCUGACCAGCAUGAACAACCUCAUAUCCAUAUACACGAACCAAGGACGAUGGAGGGAAGCAAACGAGCUACAGGCGGAGGUGACGGAGGUUUCCAAACAGGUAUUAGAUUCUGAUUCAUCCGUUGAGAAUGGCUCAGUAUUUUCCGCACCAGCCUCCAUUCCCAGCACCAGAUCUUUAGAAUCUGGAAGAGGGGAAAUAAAUUUGUUACUCAUUGAAGAGUUUGCAACUCUACUGCACGAAGAUAGCGUUUUGCUCCCGCUCCUUUUGGUUGGCGUAUCAACAGAACGGAUUGGAUUUGAAAGAAUGCGAAACAACUUUCGGAGGUUGUUGAAUCACUUUGCCAUUGAUCUCAAGGCAGAUAUCCUCAACGAACUUCACCGAGACCUCAGAAGCUUUGUAAGCUCGUAUUCGGCUAUGAUCACUCGUGAACUAUUUGCCAUGACACCUAUUGACAAAGAGCGAAGCAUGAACUCUUCCACUUCAGAAGCACAGCAUAGAACCGUAUCAGAACGCUCAGUCCAGAAGAGUAGAAUGCAAGAUUCUUCUCAAGAUAGGGAACUCCGCACUUUUCAGAUCAGUGAUACUUCCAAUCCUAAUGAUGAGGAAAGCGAUCAAGACUCUGUGGCAGAGGAAGCUGACGAUGAUGAGCCCUAUGAAGGAUCCUUGGACCACUUAGACCAGAUAAAGCACUUCAUUCUUGAAAGCACUGCUUACCAGACCCUCCGUCGUCGGCUCGAAGAGUUUGUUCAACCCACACUAUACUCUCGGCUUCGAGAUCUAGUGACCAAGUGGUCAAGUCAAGAAGACAAGAACCAUGGUGAGGUUGCGCGGUAUAAUCUGCGGGAUCUCGCCACAGAGUUGCGGCACGUGAAUCCCCACGAGAUUAAAUUUGACUCGUUGGACUGGAGAGUGUUGGGAUUGGUGGCCAUUACCUCGCUGUCCGAGGCCGCUCGCAGAAUCAGAAACAAGGUUACGGUGGAAAUGUAUAUGUGGUGA
This is a messenger RNA of Talaromyces amestolkiae, 4152 nucleotides long. RefSeq lists its product as uncharacterized. Bases 1 to 4152 code for a protein of 1383 amino acids. The record is from RefSeq and is a predicted model, not a curated record. Lineage: Eukaryota; Fungi; Ascomycota; Eurotiomycetes; Eurotiales; Trichocomaceae. Gene Ontology annotation, molecular function: protein binding. Gene Ontology annotation, cellular component: kinesin complex. The transcript has 7 exons.